Molecule: messenger RNA, 1482 nt
Organism: Eurytemora carolleeae
Lineage: Eukaryota; Metazoa; Arthropoda; Copepoda; Calanoida; Temoridae
Exons: 16
Coding region: 30-1451 (473 amino acids)
Source: RefSeq, a predicted model, not a curated record
AAAUUAUCUUUAUUUUUCAACAAACAAAAAUGGCGAUAAGAACUCAGUUUAUUUCUAGCUGGAGGAUGAACACAUCUUUCCUUCUUAUCUUCUGUAUUCAGAUAUUUCAGAUAUCGAGCUUUCCUUCUGGUGAUGUUAAAACAGAAAAUGCUGGAGAUACAAAGAGCAUGUUGGAUGCUAUGGUCCAGUUACUGACCGGGAGUAAUGAUGGAUUCAAUGAAACCUAUUUUGAAGAACUUGUUCAAUGUAUGGAUGAUUACGAUCUAAACCUUUAUACCUCACAGGAUGCUGCAUGGGCAGGGAUGAUUGCUUACUCUGAUUCUAAUGGAACUCCAGAGGAUGAAUGGGGUGGAUGUCUAGAUACCGGGCACUGUCACAAGUAUCAUGAGCAGAAUGCUACGACUCAGUCUAGAUCUGUAAAAUAUCAGAAUUUCCACAACAUCACUAUUUAUGAACCCUGUAACUAUGCUUCCAAUGUUGCUUACUAUCAUGUGGUCACUCAAAUAUGCCAGCAUAAAGAUCUAUGGAGUAUGCCUAAGGAGAAUGUUAGAGCUCUUCUUCAGGGAUUUGCCACUCUCACUAUGGGUUCAUCCUUCUGGCAUGGAAGCCAUACAUACCUGGGCAAUGUAGCGGACAAUAGAUUUAUAGAUAUUGUUUCGUAUGUGGCUCAUCAGGCGAUGGUUGACAACCUGCCUACAGAGUCCUCUAUUGUCAAAGAACUGAGUCUAACUUCACGCUCCGGCUCUGCUGUUCAAGCUACUCAGGGGCUCACUGAGUUGUUUAUCACUACUCCAGUUGAAAAUUGGACCCAAGCAAUCCUGGAUCUUGAUGUACCUGACUACUACCUCACAUUCUCAGGUCUUGUGUGUACCUUCUUCACUCUGUUACUUGAUGAUACACUUGCUGAUAUACUAAUCCCAGAACUAAUGAAUCUGUUUAAUCUAUGUCUUGUGUGUACCUUCUUCACUCUGUUACUUGAUGAUACACUUGCUGAUAUACUAAUCCCAGAACUGAUGAAUCUGUUUAAUCUUCCAGAAGAACAAAGAGAGUUCAUUUUCAAUUUUUAUCUACCAGAGAUCCGUAAUGCUACAAGUCAUAUUGAACUGAACGAGGUGGAGAAGGGUGAGCUUCAAGGCAACAUUGCCUCCACCAUGAUCAAGCUCAUCUAUGCAUUCCUCUGGCAGGAGUAUGUUAUCUCCGAGAGUGCUUUCUUCUUGAAUCCAGUAACUAAUGUUGUCGGAUCCACAAUGAUUAAGUACGUGAACAGAUAUGCCAACAGUCUGAGUACAUUUCCAAUAUAUGAUCAGGAAAUGCAGGAUGGGGGUGAUGUUUAUCCAGGUUCAGAUAGAUGUAAUCCUCAAGAGCCUCAUUCAAAAUGGCAUCUGGAAUCUGCCAAUGGUCUGCUUGAUUUGAUCUUCUUGGCUGAUUAUAUAAACCUGCUAACUGCUUAAACUUAAGAUAAAAUAAAUUUCAGUUCAAUGA